CUUAACUUGUAUGUUUGUAAUAAAUUGGGAAUAGAACGUAGUUUCACCAGUCCGUACCACCCACAAACCAAUGGCUUGACUGAAAACGCUAAUAAAUCCAUAAAAAGAGCACUGCGGAAGAUGGUUGAUAACAAUGGGAGUAAUUGGGAUAAAUUACUUGAACCCAUUUUGUUUUCUUUGCGAACUAAAAUACAUGCAACAACAAAAUUUUCACCUUUCCGACUAAUGUUUUGUGAUGACGCAGUGUUUCCAGAAGAUGUCUUAGAUAAUUACACGAUCCCAGAUCUGGAUAUGUUCGGGGAAGAUUUCUGCAAAGAGUACAGCAUGAAUAUGAAAUCGAGACAUGACGCUGACAUUGCGCUGGCCCUAAGUAACAUUGCUAAAGCACAAGAAAAACAACAAAGACAUUAUGCUAAAAGAAAGACUUCUAAAUAUGGGGAAAUAACAGUUGAAGUUGGGGACUCUGUUCUGUUACUGAAUGCUAGACAGAGAACAAGAAAAGGAGGAGUAUUGGAAUCUAAAUAUCGGGGACCAUACAAAAUUAUGAGUGUUGAAGGUAAGAGAGUGAAAUUACAAAUCAUCUCAGGGAAACAGUUAGGAACCAUGUACAGUAUUGCACACUUAAAACCAGUAAAAGAACCAACAACAUUAGCUGCUGAAAGCACAUCAGAGGGAAAAACUGGAACUGAAAUUGGAGUUGGUGACACUGAACCAGAAACACCCACGGAAGAGAUUAGAGAAGUGGAUGGCACUGUAUCUCAUGACAGCAAAGUGGAAAACAUAGAGGUCACAGCAAUAGAAAAAGAGGAAUAUAUAGGGCAAGAUGUGUCAAACAAUGAUACAAGUGAUGCUGAUGACAGCUUUGAUGACAUGCUUACAGAGGAAGUGGAGGACAAGCAAUGGCUUCUGAAAGUAAAAUUGUUAAUGACCAGCAAACACACAGAGAGACUAGAGGCCAAAGUGAGAAACAUAAAAUUAUAUGGCUCUUCAUUUCAUUGCCUGAAACCGAGAAGCUGGAUAAGUGAUGAGGUUAUUGAUGCAUUUUUGAGCUGUGCAGUUGAGAAAGCAGAUGGAAAGGUAGGCUACUUACUGUGA
Messenger RNA from Gopherus evgoodei (Goodes thornscrub tortoise), 1095 nucleotides. RefSeq lists its product as uncharacterized. Gene Ontology annotation, molecular function: nucleic acid binding. The annotation marks the transcript as partial. Gene Ontology annotation, biological process: DNA integration. The record is from RefSeq and is a predicted model, not a curated record. The transcript has 5 exons. NCBI's taxonomy places the organism in Eukaryota, Metazoa, Chordata, Testudines, Testudinidae.